AUGGCGCACCGGGGAGAGACAUUCCACAAGGAUGUAUCCUGCAUCGCCGAUCUCAAGAAGAAAGGGAGUGAAAAGCUCCCCAAGUUUGUCAGAGACUACUAUAAUGAAGGGGCAAUGGAUCUUAUCACACUCCGUGAGAACGAAGUUGCCUUCGACCGCUACAAGAUCCGUCCACGCAUCCUGAUCAACGUCGACAAGAUUGAUACGAGCACAGAAAUCUUCGGCACCAAGGUCGCACUCCCAUUGGGAUUCAGUCCUGCAGCAUCUCAGCAGCUAGCACACCCAGAAGGAGAGGUCGCUGCUUCUCGCGCAGCCGCAAAAUACGGUCUAUGCAUGGGAUUGUCUUCGUAUUCGAACUUCUCUCUCGAAGACGUAGCCAAGCAAGGUUCUGGAAAUCCCUAUGUGAUGCAGAUGUGCGUUCUGCGGGAUCGUUCCAUCACGCUACAGCUUUUGAAGCGUGCUGAAAAGGCGGGAUACAAGGCACUCUUCCUCUCUGUCGAUGUACCUGUACUAGGGAAGCGACUGAAUGAAUAUCGGAACAACUAUACUCUCCCAGAAGACAUGGAAUGGCCUAAUAUUCUCAGCAAUGGAAGUGAUACAUCCAAUCGAACGGAAUAUGACCCAAGUCUCGACUGGGAGAACACGAUUCCAUGGCUUCGGAAACACACCAGUCUUCAAAUCUGGCUCAAAGGAGUGUACUCCCCAGAAGACGUGGAACUGGCCAUCAAAUAUGGCGUGGAUGGCAUCGUAAUCUCCAACCACGGAGGCCGUCAACUUGACGGUGUUCCAGCUUCGCUGGAUUCCUUGAGAGCCUGCGCACCUGUUGCAGCAGGAAGGAUCCCACUGGCUCUUGAUGGCGGUAUUCGACGAGGAUCGGAUAUCUUCAAAGCGUUGGCUUUGGGUGCGACACAUUGCUUUGUUGGGAGAAUUCCGAUCUGGGGUCUUGCGUAUGCCGGACAAGAAGGCGUCGAACUAGCAAUCAAGAUCCUGUUGCAGGAGUUCCGGAUCACCAUGGCACUUGCUGGGUGCCGAUCUGUCAAGGAGAUCACGAAGGACCAUCUCUCUACCCUGCAGCCCGAUGGAAUCUUGUCCAAACUAUGAACAAUGAUCUCUGUACAGAGUGCGUAUCACAUUGUAUAGACUAGGCCAAUAAAGGCUAGAUCAUAUACUAGUGUUGAAUAUUAUUUGCCUCAGUUGACGGUAAAAAUCUUAGACCAAUGAUACCUAAAAUACAUUACCUUCUGAACAUGAGAACCAUUUUGUCCCUGAUAGAUAUCACGAUAUCCCCCGAGCUCAAUAAAAU
This is a messenger RNA of Monascus purpureus, 1303 nucleotides long. Lineage: Eukaryota; Fungi; Ascomycota; Eurotiomycetes; Eurotiales; Aspergillaceae. The record is from the annotation of a GenBank genome assembly.